This is a messenger RNA of Macadamia integrifolia, 2055 nucleotides long. RefSeq names its product zinc finger protein CONSTANS-LIKE 14-like. NCBI's taxonomy places the organism in Eukaryota, Viridiplantae, Streptophyta, Magnoliopsida, Proteales, Proteaceae. The record is from RefSeq and is a predicted model, not a curated record. The transcript has 5 exons. Bases 384 to 1793 code for a protein of 469 amino acids. Gene Ontology annotation, molecular function: zinc ion binding; protein binding.
CUACCAGGUAACUCUGUAGCUCCUCCUCCCAUGCUUCCCAUGUGCGCGAGUCGCGACUGUGGAGACGAAGGAAAUGUGAAUAUAGAGAGAGAAGGAAGAACCAAACCAGAGGACCCAGUUCGGUAGCUCUCCCUUCCUCCCUUCCUCGAAUAGUUGUUGCUCAGAGUUGGGUGUUUUCACUCUUCCUUCGGACAUCGAUGGGGGGAGAGAGAGGGAAACGGAGACCUGCUUCUCAUCACAGUUUACACUUCACAUCUAUCGUUGAGGACACACCUGUUAAGGACUCUUUAGUUUUAACCUUUUAAGGUUCAUGGUUUCUAUCCAUUUGGUUAGGAUUUCCACGUCUUUCUGAGUAUUGAGAUUCGGUGAAAGUGUUUAUAACAAUGGAGAAUAACCCUAAAUCAGUUGGUAGUGCUGAAAGGAUCCCCUGCGAUUUCUGCAGCGAAGAGAUCGCGGUCUUGUACUGUAGAGCUGAUUCUGCCAAGCUCUGUUUGUUUUGCGACAAGCAUGUCCACUCGGCUAACGCUCUGUCCCAUAAGCACCUGCGGUCUCAGAUCUGCGAUAACUGUUGUUCCGAGCUUGCUUCCGUGCGCUGCUCCACUGACAAUCUCGUGCUCUGCCAGGAGUGCGACUGGGACGCCCACGGCAACUGCUCUGUCUCCACUUCCCACGAGCGUAGUCCGCUGGAGGGAUUCUCUGGCUGCCCAUCACCCCUCGAACUUGCUUCCAUCUGGGGUUUGGACCUCAGCGACGAUAAGAAACCUCUGCGCCCCAAGACGCCGCCACCGGGUGAACAUAUGGUUGUGUUCUCAGAUUGGUCUUCUUUGGAUUCGAUUGUGUUCGUAGAUCCCUUGGCUUACAAUUCGGAAUCCGCUGCAGCUACUACUCUUCAGGAACUGGUGGUACCCAAUCACAAGUCUCAGAUGUACCCUGACGUUCCAAGCGCCUAUAUGCCCCCAGCCACGUCUAAGCAGCAGCAGAGUUGCGGCCACGGAAAGCGGAAGGUAGUGAUUCUUAGGCAGUUGGUAGAAUUGCUCAGGCGAGACCUUCCUGACGACUUGCGCCCAGGGACGCCUCGUAAGACUACUGCGCAACAGGGGAACGUGGAAGGUCUUGAUUUGCACACAGAGCCUGACUGGGUUAUGAAUGAGAACAUGUCGUUGCAUCACCAAGCACCAUACACUUCUAUGCUUUCAGAGAGUAUGAAUCUGAAAGAGAACGACGGUUUCAUUGAAGAUAAUAUUCUGGGGGAUAACCCUCCCGAACAGUCCUGUCAGAUUUGGGAUUUUAAUUUAGGAAGAUCAAGGGUUCAUGUGGCGUCUGGCCCAUUAGAUGUGGGAUAUGAUACAAGCAAUGCAGGUUUUGUGGUCAGUAGUUAUAAUGACCUUAUGAAGGAUUCUCGCUCGGAAACCAUGAAAGUUCUAAAAGACAUUUACCAGAUGAAUUGCUCUUCUACUGCACAUGAGGAGUUCCCAUCACAAAUUAACAACUCAAACAACCCUGCUGCAAGCCAGGGGGCAACAACAUCUGAAAGCAAUAAUAUAGCUACGCCCAUCCGUAGAGAUGAAACCACGCCAGCAGCAACAAUGGAGGUCGACAUGGAGUUGCUGGCAAAGAAUAGGGGCAAUGCCAUGUUACGGUACAAGGAGAAAAAGAAAACCCGAAGAUAUGAUAAGCACAUCCGCUAUCAGUCGAGGAAGGUGAGGGCUGAUACUCGGAAGCGAGUGAAUGGUCGAUUUGCCAAGGCUAGUGAAGCUUCAGAUGUUGAAAUCAACAGUCAGAAUGGGUUCUGAGGAUGAGCUACUCAUAUCCUGUGUAAAUACUGAUCCACAGUACUUUCUCUACCAUCAAUGUGUAUUACCAUGUAUUCUACUCCUCUGCUAAGGUUCUCUCGUAUUUGUUUGUCUGUCACUUGGGUGAUGGUAACCAUCACGAAUGAAGAUUUUGGAUGGCAAUGCCAACUUGUGCAAAUCAUGGAAUUGGAUUGUCCCUGACUGUAACAUGCGCAAUUUGAGCAUGGAUAUCUCCUUUGAAUUCACAGUGCAUUUCCAAUCA